Molecule: messenger RNA, 5277 nt
Organism: Toxotes jaculatrix (banded archerfish)
Lineage: Eukaryota; Metazoa; Chordata; Actinopteri; Toxotidae
Gene: mtcl3a
Product: SOGA family member 3a
Exons: 7
Coding region: 457-4125 (1222 amino acids)
Source: RefSeq, a predicted model, not a curated record
UUGCGUUCGCCUGCAACGACUCCGUGCAGAGGGGGGAGACACGGGACACAGUGCGCCUUGAGAUUUCCAUGUAAACAUGUGAAAGGGAAACCGCGCAGCAGCGAGGAGCACACAGUGGUGGACUUUGGUACAAGAAUGACGGAUUGACCUUGUCUAUGUAACGAUAUGGAAGGGACCAACGCGUCCAGUCCCGUCGCCCGUACGAGCGCUGCUGUGACUGCUGUCCUGAGUGCUGCUGUGUGGACUGCUGCUGUGUGGACUGCAGGGGACUCGGCUGGGUUUGGAUAAUUGGCGCUUUCAUUAUGCCACCAACUGAGAAUCUGUUUUAACUGAAACUAUAUCAAAAAUUAUUUCACCUAAUACAGAAAUGGAUAGUUGCAAAAUAGCUUGGACAUUAGCUUAUACGUAUUUAACUAAUUAAGUUGUUUUUAUGAUUUAUCUUGAUGCGCUCGAGAAAUGUGGAGUGCGUUUGUGAACGGCUCGGGGCUGAAUGCUGGGGGCGGCGCUGGCGGGGGAUACGUCCCGUCUCAGGGAUGGGAGUUCGUUCCGUGCUCCAGGAUGGAUAAGUUAGACAGAGGCAGGGGGAAAACCCGCAGUCCGCUGAGAAGGAUCUCCUCUCCGCCCACUGUCUUCAGUCAGAUCUACGAGCCCCAGUUCGGUGCCUCACCGGGUGGAGGAGAAGGUGAACCAGGGACACAGCUUGAGAUCCUCAGGGGACAAAUGUGGCCGGGUCCCGAACCCCAGCAGCAGCAGCAGCAGCAGCAGCAGCAACAGCAGCAAACACAACACACACGGCUUAAAAAGAAAUUUGAGGAUUUGAAAAAGCGACAUGUACAGGACAAGGAGGAGUGGAUGCGCGAGAAGGAGUCAUUGUUGAGAGAAGUGGCUGAAAUACAAGGAGGGGAGAACAGGAGGAUUCUGCUGGACCUGAAGACGGUUUUGGAGGACGUGCAGGCGGAGGUGAAGAGAGAGGAGGAGAAGAGGAGUGAACUCCAGCUGCAGUACACCAGAGACAGAUGUGCCUGGGAGCUGGAGAGGUCUGAGCUCAAAUGCAGGAUUGCACAGUUGGAGGCUAGAGAGGGUACUGGGUCAGUGAGCGGAGGGGUCCAGUCAGCAGCAGGUCCUGGCUCUGUGGCGUUACGGAGCACUCAAGCACAGCACGGCGAGACCCCAACUCUCCGCCGAGAGAGGGAAGAGCAGCGAAGGCUCCUGGCAGACACACACUCAACGGCCAUGGACCUGCGCUGUCGCCUGGAGCACAAUGAGAGGGACUGGUUGAGAGAGAAGGCCGAGCUGCUGGAGAGGUUUGACGUGGAGAGGAGGGAGUGGGAGAGCCAGCUGAAAGAUAUGCAGAGGAAAAUAGAAGAGCUGUACUGUGAAGUGAGAGCCAAGCGAGAGGGGACCAGACUGGACUGUGGGAGGCAGGACGACGACGAUGUUGGGCACAGGCUCAGCAUACGUUCCACCAGCACAGGCUCGAGUCUGCUCAGCGACAACUCCCGCUCCGAGCCGCUCAGCAGCAGCAGUCAAUCAGAGCCAAACAGGCAGCCGUCAGUACCUGGCUUUGGUCACAACAGAAACAUCAGUGAUGGUGGUUUUGCUGGCAGAGAUGGUCACCAGCCAACCUGCUUCCAAACAGACAGCCUCUGUGAGUUUAACGUUGGUGGUCAGUUUACUCAGGAUGACCGAUCACAACCCGCACUGGUGGAUGAAUUGAGAUCCAGAGGCACUUGGCAGCAAGACAUUGUUGACGAUAGCAAGGAUGCUGUGGACACAACGGAGCUGGACGCUAUUUUUCAUGGAGGUCCUGGAUGUGGAGUGCCACAGAAAAAUUCCUCUAAAGGGAAUGAAAACACUGUUCAAGAAAGUCCUUUCUGGGCAGAGCUGAGUUAUGGCAGUGACAAGAAGAAGAACACCACCGCUCUCAAUGCAGCUCUGAAGGAGAUAGCCCGUGUAAGCGAGGAGCUUUGUAGCUACCAGGAUGAGAUCAGAAAGAAGAGUGGAGAUAAGAGGACUCGAUCUGAAUCCCUGUGCCUAACUGAGGAGAGUGAGAUGGUGUUUGGCCGUGAUAAAACCCGACUGGAGGUGGAGGAACCUCCCUGCGACCUCAGCCAGAUCUAUAAUGACCUCCGGGCCUUGGAAAGGGAAAACUGGAUCACCUUGUCACCAGAAAACACUUGGCGGGCCAACAGAGCUCCGAGUGAAUCCUGGAGAACAAGUUCUCCUGAUCCAGACGGCAACAGAGACACACAGACAAGCCCUGAAAUACUCUCUGAGAUGGACACAGCUGCCCCGCCCAUCCCUCCUCGCACCUCCUCCUGGAAUCUGAGCACUCCUACCCAUCCAGACACAGAACUCCACAUCCCAGAAUCCCCCAUGACGACAGUGAGGAAGUGCCAUAGCCCCUGUGUUUUGGGGGACAGAAAGUGUAGCAGUCCAUCCAUCGUCAGGAAGUUUGAGGCCAUGCUGCAAGAAAAUGAAGGAAAAGUCUUGGUCGACGGUGUGGUAGCAUCGUGCUCUGUACCUGCUAACUCUAACUGUAACAUGGGCUGCUGCCACAACCGCUGGUCCUGCGAUGCAAGCAAGUUCAGUAGCAGUAAGUUGUCUGCAUAUGGGACGGUACAGAAAAGCUUCUCUGAAGUCAACAUACUGAGUGCUGGGAAAGACUUGUGCUCAGAUUACAGCCCUGGUGUCAGCAGCUUAAAAAGCCCCGAGCUGCAGGUGCCCCAGCUCGUCAAAGAAUUACCUGUAGAUUUACUGUUGUCCUCUUUCGAAAUACCACCUGCCAGCCCCAAACUCCAGGGCGCUAGAAGAAACAUAAAGCUGGAACAAAAAACAGCCGAGUUCAACAGAACUUUGUUUCAGGCUGAGAUGGGCCGUGGUGUAAAGGAACAAGACAGUUUUACUGUAACAGAUGCCUCCUCUCUGGGUUGCCAGCCAGUCCUCGCAGCAUCAGAUGAGGUUUUACCUCCCAGGGAGGAUAAAUCUCAGCCACACUGUAUUGAUGUCUCCUCUGGCAUUAUGGGUAUGCAUCCUGAAGUCACAUUAUCUCUCUCCACUUUGGAUUCCGCAAUCCAGAACCCCGAGGUCCAGCUGAGGCAAAUGAGAUGUGGUCUUGAAGGACAAGAGGUCAGAAAGAAGCAAGAAAUCCCUGCUGACCUUUCACCUGAACAGCCACAGGUUGGACUCAGGGAGGCCACCACAAUAACCGCUCAGAGUCCCGCACAGCAGUCUGAGGUCAAGCACAAAGUUAGAACAGCAAGCAGUCCUUCUAGGAAAACACAACACAGAGCAGCCACAGAGGCUCUCUUUUCUGAGGCCGUCUUGCCUGCGAAUAGCCAGCCAGGUCAGAAUGUGGAGGGUUCCAGCUCUAAAAAUGAGAAUCCACAUGGAGCGAAGCCUCAGGCAGCCAGAGCCAGCGUCUCACUCCAGCAGCCGCCUGCAGAGAACAAACAAAGACAGGUGACACAGGCAGGGCACCAGGCACAGCCAAGGCAUGCACCUCAUUCCCAGUCUGAUUCCUCCAGACAGGGGCCUCGAAUGAUGAAUGAUCAUCCCUGGAAGCCCCUCACUCUGGCUGCGUACCCACGGCCUGAGGGAUCCAGGUCCAACUACGGGGCGCUGGAAAGGAUUCUGAAGAAUUACGAGAGUGCAGCCCGGGCUCAACAAAGCCAGAGUCAACAGAACGAGACGGCUUCAAGUCCUAACCUUAGUGUUAGGCAGGAGGAGAACAUCACAGAGCUGGACAUGCUGGACAUGGACCCUCUGCCCUUACCCCCUACUCUGAGGCACACGCAGGCUUCACACACCUCACAGACACACACCACACACGCACAGCUCAGCAGCCACACUGCCAUGGGUGUGAAAGAGAUACAGCUUAUAGUGCAGGAAAACAAAGAGACGUCUGUCUCCUCCUCCUCCGUCCAGAAGAACUUCUCCAGGCCUGCCCGUCCAGCCAAUCGACGCCUUCCCUCCCGAUGGGCCAGCCGAUCCCCGACUUCUUCCUCCUCCACCUCUUCAUCUCCUUCUACCACCCCCGUCAUGCCGCCGUCUUUCCCCCUCCAGAAACACACCUCCUCCUUCACCUACUCACACGCCUUUCACAUAGAGACUGUCAUCAUUUGAUCUCACUGUUUGAACCAGCCAGAAGCCUUCAGUGAUAACCUCUGAACUUUCCCUUUCUCUUUUUGUCAUUACUGUUGUACAUACCAAACCCAGACUGCUUCUCCACGCCUAUAGACUCAGAAGUGCUUUAGCUGUGAGUUCACCAACUCACCUUUUAGAAUGUACAUGGCAUCAAGUGGAGCCUAACUGACCAAGGACGGCAAGUAAGGGGUCUUCUGCAGUACGCUCCUGGUUAACCUGCCAAGCACCAAGCAGAGACUCAGAGGACAGUCAUAACAUCACUUUUCAAAGGAACAGUCACAGGAAAUGCAUCAUUCAUUCAUGACAACCUUCUGAAUAGACAUCCUAUGCUCAGGUCUGGAUUCUAGCCUCCGCUAGUGUAGCCUUGCAGAUUUACCAACAGACCCGUCAAUACUCCUUCGGGUCUAUAUAAAGUAUUUACACCUUUAAAAGUGAUGCUAGCUCACAUUGAAACGAUCUACAAACUUUCAGCCAAAUGAAAUACAGAAUGACGUAUUUUGUGUGCAACAUGUUUUGUUUGCUUUUUGCACAAAAUAUGAUGUUACCAACACAAUAUGCAGCCUCAUGUUGGUGUCAGAGAUAAAGGCAGUGGAGAAGAUUUCCGCCGGCAUCGUGCUCUCGGUGUGCUGACUAAAGCAGUGUUGGUUUUCUGCCUUCUUGAAUAUUACCUGCAGUACAUGCCUGGACUGUACCUUGCCUGUGACUAAAACAUCUUGCUUUAUUCUCAUGAAUGGCUUUACAUUUUUUUCAUAAUUAAGCAAAAACAACAUUUACUUGAUAUCAGCAGAUUAAAAUGUGAGUUCCUUUUUUAUAACUUUGUACCAAAGGCUGGUUUCUUUAUAUGCAUUUUCCUCAUUUGAAAAUGAAAUGCAUCGUUUGCAAUGGCAUUUACGUCGGCCGUCCACCCAUUGCUGAAGUUUUCCAAUCAAAAUGUAUGUUAAAUGUCACUCAUGAGAGCCUGCUUUUGUGCAUUACAUAAGUAAUGAUGCUUAUAAAAAAAAAUACUGAAAAGCCUUUUUUUUCUACUUUUACUAAUUCAGAAGGGUCACAUAUCAGGACACUCAGCUGAGUAGUGUAGUUUUUUUUGGGUCAGAGUGGUGAAUCAUAUCAUGAUGAAGGUGAUGCCUUUGC